Nematocida major is the source of this 750-nucleotide messenger RNA. RefSeq lists its product as uncharacterized. Bases 1 to 750 code for a protein of 249 amino acids. The record is from RefSeq and is a predicted model, not a curated record. NCBI's taxonomy places the organism in Eukaryota, Fungi, Microsporidia. The transcript has a single exon.
AUGCACGGGAUGUGGAGGGCACUGCUUAUGGGGACAGUCCAGACUCUGGCUAAAAUAGUCCUUCUGGACGAUAUCGAUGCCCCAGAGAAGCACGGAUACAUAACGAUAGAUAGCACAAACAACAAGAUAGACCACAUUUCCAGGAAGAUACGCAGUAAGAAGGCUUCUCUCCCUGCCCCUCCAGACGGGUACGUGGAGACUCGGAAAUAUACGGAGAGAAGGUUCGAGCCCGUGGAAAGAGCGAGUAUAGGCGGUUCUACCCCGAGGAAAGUCGUGCACGUGGAGGAGGAGCCUUUUACAGUGGACUUGGGGCGAGUCCCUGUGAGGAGAGUCUACGCUCCGAUCGACAGGCGGAUAGAGGGUCUUCUCCUGGAGACGGACCGGAUAAAGAAGGAGCAGGACAAGUACGACCAGACUCGGUCGAAGAUCAGAACGAGAAAGAUAAAGCUGAAGACCCUGAAAAGCGACAGGAAACUCACAGAGAAGUCGAUAUACUUAACGCACAAAGAGAUAAAUGCCGUUGAAAAUGCCCUGGAGUCUCUGAAAUUGCAACUUGCAGAACUCAACGGAAAAUUCGAGGCAAUUUCCCGGCAGGAGAGCGAGAUAGAGAAGGACUUAGUCUCUCUCCAGGGCAAACUCAACGAGAAAGCAGCCCUUCUCCACAGACUCCACAGGCUCAAGAAGAAGUACAGGUGGCUGCAGAGUGAGUACAGUUACUACGAGAGUGAGAGCAGCGGAUUCCAGACAUAA